AUGCCUGAGAUUCAAGGCUCUCCGGGAAGCUCCAUGCAUGGAGUCACUGGCCAUGAGCCGGUCAUGGCCUUCUCUGUGGCGUCUCCCAUGGUACACACCGACCGCACGGCCAAGUUUGACUUGCCCGUUGACUCGGAACACAAGGCAACAGUGUUCAAGCUUUUCUCAUUUGCAAACCCUCACAUGAGAACUUUUCACCUCUCAUGGAUCUCUUUCUUCACUACCUUUGUCUCCACCUUUGCGGCAGCUCCACUUGUCCCCAUUAUCCGGGACAACCUUAAUCUCACCAAAUCAGACAUAGGGAACGCUGGUGUCGCCUCGGUUUCAGGUAGUAUUUUCUCAAGGCUUGUGAUGGGUGCCGUAUGUGAUAUGUUGGGACCACGUUACGGAUGCGCUUUCCUAAUCAUGCUGUCGGCACCCACCGUCUUCUGCAUGUCUUUCGUCAGUGAUGCUAGCGGUUACAUCGCUGUCAGGUUCAUGAUCGGGUUUUCAUUGGCUACAUUCGUGUCGUGCCAGUACUGGAUGAGUACCAUGUUUAACAGCAAGAUUAUUGGGCUGGUGAACGGGACUGCAGCCGGGUGGGGGAACAUGGGUGGCGGAGCCACACAACUCCUGAUGCCGGUGUUGUUUGAGAUCAUCAAAAAGGCCGGCGCAACACCAUUCACGGCAUGGAGGAUUGCCUUUUUCAUACCUGGAUGGCUUCAUGUGAUAAUGGGGAUAUUGGUGUUGACUCUUGGUCAAGAUUUGCCCGAUGGUAACCUUGGUGCCCUUCAAAAGAAGGGUGAUGUUGCAAAAGAUAAAUUUGGCAAGAUAUUGUGGUAUGCUGUGACAAACUACCGGACAUGGGUCUUUGUACUUCUAUAUGGUUACUCCAUGGGUGUUGAGUUAACCAUUGACAACGUCAUUGCGGAAUACUUCUACGAUAGAUUUGACCUAAAGCUUCACCUUGCGGGAAUCAUUGCUGCUUGUUUUGGAAUGGCAAAUCUUCUAGCUCGUCCCUUCGGAGGGUUCACAUCGGAUUACAUGGCCAAAAGGUUUGGAAUGCGAGGCCGGCUUUGGAACUUAUGGCUUCUCCAAACCGCAGGGGGUCUUUGCUGUCUGUUCCUUGGCCUAGUCAACUCCUUGCCUCUAGCCAUCACCUUUAUGAUGCUCUUUUCCAUCGGGGCACAAGCCGCGUGUGGAGCCACAUUCGGUAUCAUCCCUUUCAUUUCCCGGAGAUCACUUGGUAUCAUCUCUGGGAUGACCGGGGCCGGUGGAAACUUCGGGUCAGGACUAACCCAAUUAAUAUUCUUUGCCAACGCGUCAUUCUCAACCGAAAAGGGGUUGACGUAUAUGGGUAUCAUGAUCAUGCUUGUUACGAGUACUGUCGGCUUUGUUCACUUCCCACAAUGGGGAAGCAUGUUUUUCCCGGCCAGUCAAGAUGUGGUCAAAGGCAGUGAAGAGAAUUAUUAUGUUUCCGAGUGGACCGAGGAGGAGAGGCAGAAAGGGAUGCAUCAAGCAAGUCUCAAGUUCGCUGAGAACAGCCGUUCUGAGCGUGGAGGAAAGGUGGCGUCUGCUCCAACGCCACCCCAAACCACCCCCAACCAUGUCUGA
Molecule: messenger RNA, 1593 nt
Organism: Erigeron canadensis
Lineage: Eukaryota; Viridiplantae; Streptophyta; Magnoliopsida; Asterales; Asteraceae
Product: high-affinity nitrate transporter 2.1-like
Exons: 3
Coding region: 1-1593 (530 amino acids)
Biological process (GO): cellular response to nitrate; nitrate transmembrane transport
Cellular component (GO): plasma membrane; plant-type vacuole membrane
Molecular function (GO): nitrate transmembrane transporter activity
Source: RefSeq, a predicted model, not a curated record